UUAUAGCUCUAUUUUUUAUUUUUUUUUACUCUCAUUUUGCAUCUUUAAAAGGGAAAAUGUUGGGAAAAUGCCUGUCGCUGAAUGUUAUAAACCCAAUUGAAGAUAUUCAUUUUACUGUUUCUUUUCGGAACAGCCAAUAUUUACACCAUAAUCUGACACGUUCUAUCAACUGCGCAGAUGACUGCGGGAUCCUUAUCAGUUCUGGUGAAUUACUAGAUACCGAAUGUGACUUCGUUAGUUAAAAAUGCCAUUGUGUUUGGCAUAAUAGAUAACUUGUUGGCCAAUUCAUUUGCUCUUUCCUCUGCCUUUCUCUGUUUUCCCUGCAGAAGAUUGCUGACAGAUUCCAGAGGGAGAUAUCCACUGCCAUGAGAAAUAAGUUGACGGGAGUGCUGCCUAUCUUGGGCCCUGGGGUCCGUGGGGUCCCUCUUCCUAAAGUCGCUGCCCAUGUGACCGGCGUUGCCUCGUCGUCAAAGGCUCCAGCAGCACCAGAAGGCCCGCGGAGCAGCAGGGGGUACUCUGGCGAGCGCGUCCGAGCUUGGGAGGGCCAGAGGGGUCUGUCCUUCCUGCAGAACAUGGAGCUCAAAGGAGGGGAGCUGCUCGUACCAAGUGCAGGCCUGUACUACGUCUACGCCCAGACCUACUUUAGGCUCCCGUCUGUGGGGGAGACGGACGGGGAAGCAGCAGACGACGAGGGAGCAGAACUCGUCCAGUACAUUUAUAAAAAGAUGAGUUCCUACACAGGACCCAUCCUGCUGAUGAAAUCGUCCCGGAGCGUGUGCUGGCCUCGGGGUCAGGAGCCAGGCCUCUUCUCCCUGCAUCAGGCCGGCACCACUUUCCUGCAGCCGGCCGACCGCCUUUUCGUCACCGUCAGCAACGCCAGCGCCAUGGAGAUGGACGGGAGGGCGAGCUACUUUGGGGCUUUCCUGGUGGACUAACGGCGUUAACCGAGGCGUUAACCGUCGUCAGUAGACUGCGUCCGUCGCCGUGUGAAGAACCGGGACUGGAAGACGAGAAGAUCUUCUUAUGGAGAGUGGAGCCGGGAUCGCUCUGAGCUGCAGAGGGAAACUGAAUGCACCGCCGCUCAAAAAGAAGCGAAGAUGAGCUGUUUAUGCUGUGCAUAUAUUCCAGCAGCGACUUGUGAGCACAUAUCGUAUGUAGCAGUGGCUGCAAACAAGAACGCACGUGGGUUAAGUUGGAGAAACUGAAUUGCAAACAUUGGGAUUACUCUCUGUCGAGAGAACUGACCAAAUGGACGUCACUGUGUAAUUCUUCCAACGUUCCCCAGCGAUGGACACAAACUCGGUUUUCUCAUAUAUGGUAUUGUUUACAAAUGUAUUCGUACUGAUAAAUGGAUUUAAUUGAGAUGCUUUUUUCUCAGGGUGUAAAAAGAAGUAAAAGUUGUAGAUAUUACGUUGAGCUUAAUGUACUCUGGGUCCAUUUUUCUCAGCAAAUAUCAUAUUCCUGAUUUUAUUAUAAACCGUUUUGAACUACAAAUCUCAAUUUUCAGUCAGUCAUACUUAUUUUUUUUUAUAGUUAUAUUCAUCAGAGUCGGUCGAUACUUUGCAUAGUUCUUUUUUUAGGGUGGACUGAAAAUGCAUCUAAAACCAUGAGUACAAGCCCAAAAUGAAACUUUUCUAAGACGAAUGUAUGUAGACAAAAGCUAUGGCUUGAAUCUAAGCGACUAAAACUCCUCCCUUAAUAACAUCUGUCCACACAAUAAGACACAAAGCUGAAAAAGUAAAAAACUAUCUUUUAAUUCAUGUUGUUACACGUCUCCAUAAUAUGGCAGUGAAUGUUUCAGCAAAUAACUGUCACUCCUCAAACAGGACUUUUACAUUACAAAAAAAAGGAGAUAGAAAAAAACAAAAUUAAGGGUUCAAGUAAUGCCCAAAACAAAUACAUCUUUGAAACACACACACACACACACACACACACACACGAAGAUAGGACACAUCUGCUGAACAAACUUGAAGUCCACUUGCUACUUUGCCUGGUCCAUGAAUAGAGAAGUUGUGUUUUCUCUCUGUUCAGUUGGGUUUUUUUUUUUCUUUUGGUCAACAAUGCUGGGCUGACGGACAUGUUGGAGUUACAGCUGAGAAGGUAAACACAAACACAGACAACACACAGCCUCGUCAAACGUUUCUUUGUGAUAUAACCAAAACACUCGGAUACCAAACCUCCAAAAGUAUCAAAAAUAAAUCUGGUAUAAUCUCUGAUUAAUCAGGACUUUACGUGUGUGAGUGUGUUGGGGAAACAGGGGAAUAUUUUUUUUUUUAUUUUUUUUUUUUUUAAAGGAAACUCUGAUAAAACUAUGGCUUCAGUUUACCUCUAUACACAUACAGUCAUGUACAAGUGUGUUAGUUUUUGAGGACUGACGAUUGCAGUCACAACUAACCGGACAGGAGCAGCGAGCCUCCCCAUUGGGCGUUCCUAUUGCUAUGACGAUGAAAACCCACUGUUCGCCUCCAACAGGGGCAAGUGCCUCAGGAUGACCUCAUUAAAAGUAAAAAGCUUGCCGUUUAAAACAAACUCCCAAACAGCUGAGAGCAUUUAGACAGGGUGUCUUGGGUAACGCUUAGUCUGAUUUCAAAAUUAAAGUUUGCUCGUGUACGGGGUUAGGGAUUAGGAAGGGGUCCUGAUAACAUGACACAUUUCAUAGUUUUAGGAAUAACACUCAGAAUGGUGAAGAUGAAAUCUCAAUAAAAAAAAAGUUAUGCUACUGACAGACAAAUU
Messenger RNA from Poecilia latipinna (sailfin molly), 2733 nucleotides. RefSeq names its product tumor necrosis factor ligand superfamily member 10-like. Gene Ontology annotation, molecular function: tumor necrosis factor receptor binding. The record is from RefSeq and is a predicted model, not a curated record. The coding region runs from base 366 to 935 and encodes 189 amino acids. Gene Ontology annotation, biological process: immune response. Gene Ontology annotation, cellular component: membrane. Lineage: Eukaryota; Metazoa; Chordata; Actinopteri; Cyprinodontiformes; Poeciliidae. The transcript is spliced from 4 exons.